Telopea speciosissima is the source of this 2651-nucleotide messenger RNA. Its product is annotated as BEL1-like homeodomain protein 4. The transcript has 4 exons. The coding region runs from base 25 to 2619 and encodes 864 amino acids. Gene Ontology annotation, biological process: regulation of transcription by RNA polymerase II. The record is from RefSeq and is a predicted model, not a curated record. NCBI's taxonomy places the organism in Eukaryota, Viridiplantae, Streptophyta, Magnoliopsida, Proteales, Proteaceae. Gene Ontology annotation, molecular function: RNA polymerase II cis-regulatory region sequence-specific DNA binding; DNA-binding transcription factor activity, RNA polymerase II-specific.
GCUGCAGAAGAAGAUAGUUGUGAUAUGGAAGUAGCAACAGCACCACCACCUUUUCUGACUCACUCCAAGAAUAACGAGUUGGCCUCUGGCAGUGAAACUUGUGUGAAUUCUAUGUCCCAAGGUUUCCACCAAGGGAUCUUCAGCUUCUCUAAUGGAUUUGACAGAUCAACAACAACAUCACCACAUCACCACCACCAACCACAACACAUCGCACAACAGAGCCGGAGGGAUAAACUAAGGGUGCAAGGAUUCGACCCAUCACCACCACCACCACCACCACCACCGCCUCCAUUGGUUGUUAUCGAAGAGGAAGUACCUGGUGAGCUUCCAGGUUACGGGAUGUUGUCAGAGAUGUUCAAUUUCCCAGCUGCAGGGACAACUACUCCCGCCGACCUGUUGGAUAAUCAUCAGAUCCCAUCCAGUUACCGUCUGUCACGGCCAUCACCGGCGGCUAAUGAGUGGUACGGCGGAAAUAGAGCACAAGGUAUGGUGGUAGGUGGUGGAUUGGGUCAUUUGGGAGAUGAGAAGCAUCAUCACCAGACUAAUAGUAAUGACCACCACCGUCAUCAUCAGAUUACAGUUCCAGCAGGUAUAAAUGCGGAUUCAGCUGCUGCCAUGCAGCUUUUCCUCAUGAAUCCACAGCCUGCAAGGUCACCUUCUCCUCCUCCUCCUCCCCCACCUCAACCCACUUCUUCUUCUUCUUCUCACAUGCAAACCUUCCAAUCCGCCGGUGAUGCAGCAGCAGCUGCUGCUUACGGUGAUAGCUCAAUUCAUCACUCGCACUUCACAUGGGCUGGAGGAGAUAAUAAUAGUAGUAAAAUUGGAGGAGUUCUAGACAGCCAAGGGCUUUCGUUGUCUCUGUCGUCGUCGUUGCAGCAAUUGGAAUCGGCGAAAGCUGAGGAAUUAAGUAUGGGUGAUGGUGGGGUGUUGUAUUAUGGUUUAGGAAACGGGGGUGGUUCUACGGCGGCGGCAUCGUAUCCAUCGAUGAAGAAUUUGAGGAAUCAUCAUCCUCACAAUCAGCAUCAUCAGGAAGCGUUGCAUCUACAAGGGAGUUUGGGGAUAUUGGGUCAGAACCAGAACCAGAACCACCACCACCACCAUCAUGGGCAGGUCCAUAUUGCUGGAUUUGGGGGGUCAUCUUCUUUAGGGGUGGUUAAUGUUUUGAGGAUUUCUAAGUAUGCAAAGCCUGCUCGUGAGUUGCUUGAAGAGUUUUGCAGUGUUGGAAGGGGACAGUUCAAGAAUAAUAAGAAGCAUUCUUCUACUUCUAACCCUAACCCUAACCCUAACCCUAACCCUAACCCUAAUCAAGGAGCUGCUGCUGCUGCUGCGUCAUCUCUUUCUUCUUCAAAGGACAUUCCUCCUUUAUCUUCUUCUGAUAGAAUUGAUUACCAGCGGAGGAAAGUCAAGCUAUUAUCCAUGAUUGAUGAGGUUGACAGGAGAUACAACCAUUACUGCGAGCAAAUGCAAAUGGUAGUGAACUCGUUCGACUCGGUGAUGGGUUUUGGGGCAGCAACUCCUUACACAGCUCUAGCUCAAAAGGCGAUGUCACGACAUUUCAGAUGCCUUAAGGACGCCAUAGCAGCACAAUUGAAGCAUACAUGUGAGCUUCUGGGUGAGAAAGAUGGCACAACAGCUUCAGGAGUGACUAAAGGGGAGACUCCAAGGCUUCGGUUGCUUGAAGAAAGUCUCAGGCAACAAAGAGCCUUUCACCAGAUGGGAAUAAUGGAGCAAGAAGCUUGGAGACCUCAGAGAGGCUUGCCUGAACGUUCCGUCAACAUUCUUAGGGCUUGGCUUUUCGAGCAUUUCCUUCACCCGUACCCGAGCGAUACUGACAAGCAUUUGUUGGCACGACAGACUGGUUUAUCGAGAAAUCAGGUUUCGAACUGGUUCAUUAAUGCGAGGGUUCGGUUGUGGAAACCCAUGGUAGAAGAGAUGUAUCAGAAAGAGGCCAACGAAGAAGAAGAAGGAGAAGAAGAGAGAGAUGGAAAUGGAGAGGGAGAAGGAGAGAGAAGCCAACAAGGCCAAAGCAGCAUCUCUGCACAAACACCACCGACACCCACAACCAUAAUAACAGCAGCAGCAACAGUGACAGCGACAGAAUCAGCAUCAGCGUCAUCAGCUACCACAGCAGUCGCAGCAGCAGCAGCUGCAGCUUCAGUGCCACUACUACCUCCAGCAACUACUACUACGAUUACAUCGUCAUCAUCAUCGAAAUUUACUUCUUCAAGGUCCGAAAUCAAUGCCCACCACAACAGCCUCUCAUUCAAUGCAAUCAAUAAUAGACAAUGCUUCUCGGUAAACAAAGCCAAUCAGUCCUCCGCCACCACCACCACCACCACCACCACCACCACCAGAGCCACCGCUGCCCAUAACGACAUGCCUCAGCGUUGUCCGGCGACUCACGUAUUCGAUGACACGUGUCGACAAAAUGUUCAUGGCGGAAUCUUAGCUGCUGCUGACUAUGGUGGGUCCACCGCGGUUGGUACAAAUCUUGGGCCCACACUUCUAAGAUUUGGCACCACCACCACCGGCGAUGUGUCGCUCACGCUUGGCCUUCGACACGCUGGUAACUUGCCGGAGCAGAGUCCGUUCGCCGUUAGAGAUUUUGGGGGUUGUUGAAAAUUGGUUUAAACUUCAUUAUUUCAUUACCC